AUGCAUGUUUGGUCCUUUGAAAUAGGUCUUUUGGAGCAUUCUGGAGCAUAUGGGACACAAGGAGCAUGGAGGGACUUGGCACAUGGAAGCAGCUCAACUGGAUACGCAAAGGAAGAAGGGAGAAGCCAUCUUGAAGACCAGCUCGACCGUCCACUCGACCAACCGGUCGAGUUCCUCAACUCGACCGGCCAAGCUUCAACUCGAUCGAGCUGGGGAAGUCAAAGUCUUUUGGAGCAUUUGGAGCAUAUGGGACGUGAGGAGCAAGGAAGGACUUGGUGCAUGGACGCAGCUCAACUGGAUACGCAAAGGAAGAAGGAGGAAGUCAUCUUGAAGACCAGCUCGACCACCUACUCGACCGGCCAAGCUUCAACUCGAUCGAGCUGA
This is a messenger RNA of Microthlaspi erraticum, 384 nucleotides long. Lineage: Eukaryota; Viridiplantae; Streptophyta; Magnoliopsida; Brassicales; Brassicaceae. The record is from the annotation of a GenBank genome assembly.